Messenger RNA from Dovyalis caffra, 196 nucleotides. NCBI's taxonomy places the organism in Eukaryota, Viridiplantae, Streptophyta, Magnoliopsida, Malpighiales, Salicaceae. The record is from the annotation of a GenBank genome assembly.
UUGUAUAUUAUUCAAGGUGAGGAAGAUGAUGGAGAUGACCCCAUUACGAUUGAGCAAGUACCCCGUCUAGAGGCUACUAAGUUUAUGGUUCGGAAUAAGGAGUUUAAGGAGAUUGACAGAGGUAAAGAAAAGAGACUAAAACCCUCCAUUGAGGACCCACCUAACUUGGAAUUGAAAACUUUAUCGAACACUUGGA